AUGUCAUCUUCCAACAGGACUGAAUCCAGCCCCUUGACCUUCAUCCUCACUGGCAUUCCUGGCCUUCCCACCAGCAGCCCCUGGGCAGCUCUGCCUCUCUGCUGCCUGUACCUCCUCAUGCUCCUGGGGAACGGCACCUUGCUCUGGAUGAUACGGACCGACCACACUCUCCACACACCCAUGUACUCCUUCCUCUCCAUGCUGGCCACCGCAGACCUGGGCUUGUCCCUCUCCACCCUGCCCACCAUGCUGGCCGUUUUCGGGCUGGGGUCGCCCUCCCUCCCUUUGGAGCCCUGCAUCGUCCAGAUGUACUUCAUCCACUGCUUCUCUGCCAUCGAGUCUGGGGUCCUGGUGGCCAUGGCUUUUGACCGCUUCGUGGCUAUUUGCCACCCUUUGCGCUACAGCUCUUUCCUGACCAGCUCCCUGAUGGCGAAGGCCGGGGGGCUGAUCUGCCUGCGGGGGGUCUCUGUGGUGCUGCCCGUCGCUGUCCUCAUCCGGAAGAUGCCGUUCUGCGGGUCCCGGGUCCUCUCCCACUCCUUCUGCCUGCACCAGGACCUGCUGAGGCUGGUUUGUGGGGAUGUCAAGGUCAACAGCUUGUACGGGCUGAUCGCCGUGAUCCUCACCAAAGGCCUGGACUCCCUGGCCAUCCUCCUGUCUUACACCAUGAUCGUCAAGGCCAUCUUGAGCAUCGUCACCCCGGGGGCACGAGCCAAAGCCUUUAGCACGUGCAUCUCCCACCUCAGUGCCGUCCUGAUCUUCUACAUCCCUCUCAUUGGCUUGUCCAUCACCCACCGGUUUGGGAAGCACCUGCACCCCCUCACCCAGACGCUCCUGGCUGAUGCUUAUCUCCUGGUGCCACCCGUUCUGAACCCACUCGUGUACAGCUGGAAAACCCAGCAGAUCCGCAGGCGGAUCCUCCUCCUGCUCUGCUGGAGAUGGUACCAGCAUCAGGUCUAG
Apus apus (common swift) is the source of this 957-nucleotide messenger RNA. Its product is annotated as olfactory receptor 51H1-like. Gene Ontology annotation, cellular component: membrane. Bases 1 to 957 code for a protein of 318 amino acids. Lineage: Eukaryota; Metazoa; Chordata; Aves; Apodiformes; Apodidae. Gene Ontology annotation, molecular function: olfactory receptor activity; G protein-coupled receptor activity. The transcript has a single exon. The record is from RefSeq and is a predicted model, not a curated record. Gene Ontology annotation, biological process: G protein-coupled receptor signaling pathway.